CCAAUAUCGCACAAACAACCCGCACAGACAGACAGAGCCGAGCAGGGGGAAGGGCGACGACUGCGAUUAUGUUGAAGCGCUUCCAGUUCUUUGACAAGGAUGUCGCCACCCGAGCAGAUGGCGUCGCCUUCAACGCUCUCGAGGGCAUCAACGUGGCACACGCCACGAGUGGACGCGGCAUCAUGUUCUUUGGCAGCGCCGAGGGAUACAUUUGCGCCGUUACAAAGGAACUGGAGCACUUUACCUUUCAAGUCCACGACGCGCACUUGAUGUGCAUGAUCCAGCUCAGAACGCACGGCAUCGUCGUUACCGCAGGCCGUGAUGAAAACACUGGCCCGCAAACGGUCAAGGUCUGGAGCACCGAAAAGGUGGCCGGUGGCAACAUGCCGACGCUGCUGCGGACGGUGACGCUGGCGGCGAGCAUGCCGGCCAUCACCACCAUGGCCGCACACGAAGGGCUCAGGCACCUUGUGCUCGGCUUUGUCGACGGCUCUGUGCGUCUGGUGCAGGGCGACAUCACGCGUGAGCGGUCGUCCAGCCGCAGCCUGCGCGAGCUCUUUCGUGAGCAGGCGCCCAUCACGGGGCUUGGCUUCCAGCCGGCACUGGACCACGUGUUCCUGUUCAUCACCACGGAGGUGGACGUGUACGGGUGCAGUCUGGACCCGAAGCGGCCCGCGGAGAAGCUGACGACGACGGCAGAGGGCAUGAAGUCGCACGGCACCGCCCUCAACUGCUUUGCCAUCUCCCCAGACGGCGCGCUCUGGACGGAGGGCGACAGCGAGCUCAACAUGUUCCUCCCGGAAGGGCGCGGCAAAUCCCUUCCCUUCCCAGGCAAGAAGCUGGCGCUGCGCUUUUUCCGCAAUUAUCUGGUGAUUGUGCACAAGCAGCAGUCUGCGGCGCGCCAGGACGACUACGCCGAUGCCAGCAUCUCGCGCGUGUGCUCCGUGACCGUCUGUGAUCCUCAGAACAAGUUUAUUGCGUACGAGACGACGUUUGAUGACGUGCGCCACGUGCUCUACGAGUGGUCCUCCAUCUUCGUCCUCACAACCCAGGGCAAGCUCUUCCAACUGUCUGAGAAGGACUUUGAGAGCAAGAUGGAGUAUCUGUACAAGAAGCACAGCUUUGAGAUUGCCAUCAGCCUGGCCAAGGAGCAGGCCGGCCCAAACAGCGAGGACUCAGACACCCUCGCGGAAAUCUACACCCAAUACGCCAAUGAUCUGUACAAGAAGCGCAACUUUGACGAUGCGGUGCGGCAGUACAUCAAGACCAUUGGAAAGCUCGAGCCCUCCUACGUCAUCCGCCGCUUCCUCGAUUCCCAGCGCAUUCACAACCUGACGGAGUACCUGCAGGCCCUGCACGACCGGCAACGGGCAGACAAGCACCACACCACGCUGCUGCUUAACUGCUACACCAAGCUCAAGAACGUGCAGAAGCUGGACGAGUUUAUCAUGACAGACAAGGAGCUCAACUUUGAUCUCGAAACAGCCAUCACGGUGUGUCGCCAGGCCGGCUACUACAAGCACGCCCUGUUUCUCGCAAAGCGAUUUGGCGAGCAUGAAUGGUACCUGCGCAUCCAGCUGGAGAACGUGCACAACGCAGCGGACGCCCUCAAGUACAUUGCCUGUCUUCCCUUCCCAGAGGCGAAAGAGAGCAUGCAGCAGUUUGGGAAACAGCUGGUGGCGGCACUGCCAAACGAGGCCACGGAACUCCUCAAGCGGCUGUGCACAGACUACAAACCAAACACAGACGUCGACGUGUGCAGCGGUGGCGGGCGCAAGGGCCGGCGCAACCGCUCCAAACCACCAGCGGACCCCGAGGACUUUAUUCAGCUCUUUGUCGACAACGUGCCCCAGCUCAGGCAGUUCCUCCAAUACAUGGUCGAGAACAAGAGCGACAUGAAGAAGGCCGCUUACGACACGCUGUUGGAGCUGUACUUGCGUGAAAAGCCAGCGACUGCUGCGGAGGAGGCGGACCGCGACGCGCGGGUGAUGGCGCUGCUGCGAAGCCACGGCAAGUACGACGAGUACCAGGCCAUGAUCCUCACGCAGAUGUACGACUUCAAGGAGGGCAUCCUCUACCUCUUUGGCCGCACCAAGCAGUACCAGCAGAUUGUCCGCUACUACAUGGAGAAGAAGGCUUACGCAGAUGUGAUUAGCGCGUGCCGGACGUACGGCGCUGCGGACACGGCCCUCUGGGUGCAAGCGCUUGAAUUCUUCGCAGGGGACGAGGAAGGCUGCCGCAAGUACAUGAAGCAGGUGCUGGAGUACAUUAACGACAACAACCUGCUCCCGCCGCUCAUGGUCAUUGAAAUCCUCGCCCGAAACGACAUGGUCACCCUCGCAUCCGUCAAGGACUACUUUACGAAGCGGCUCAACGACGAGAUGAAGUCCAUUGACGGCGAUGAGCGCCAGAUCCAGCGCUAUCGUGGCAAGAGCGAGGCGAUGCGGGCAGAGAUUGAGCAGCUGCGAACACAGGCCCGCGUCUUCCAGGACAACAAGUGUUCGCAGUGCCCGCGGCCAUUGACGCUGCCCGUCGUGCAUUUCCUGUGUGGGCACUCGUACCACUGGGACUGCAUCCCAAACGAGAACGAGUGCACGCGGUGCCGCGACGAACACCACAUGGUCAUGACCAAGCUCAGGUCCCACGAACAGGCCGGCCAAAACUACGACCAGUUGUCGAAGCGGCUGGACGGCGCAAAGGACCGCUUCUCCGUCAUUGCAGAGCAGUUUGGCCAGAACAUGUUCCACAAGCCCGUGACGUUGCCUGAGUCUGCUGUGCGCUCGCACGACCACCCGACGAGCACCCCUGCCCACGCCCCGCCAUCAUCGUCAUCAGCGGCAGCACGCCGUGGCGGCGGCGGUGGCGUUGACGAUUCGCACAUGUACGGUACAGGGAUGACCCCGCGUGGUGCCGGGCUUGACACGAGCGACGUUGGCUUCAGCACGGGGUUUUCGCCCAUGGGCGGCGGCGGCGGCGGCGGUGGGAUGCGGCGCGGAGGCAUCGACCGCCACGACGACGUCUGGGGCGCACGCGGAUUCUGAGCUGGGCGUGUUGUUGAUGGUGGUGGUGGCGAUGGUGGUUAUGUUGAUGGUGGUGGUGGUGCUGGUUGCAAGCAAGCAAGCAGGGUGUGUGUGCGUGUGUGUGUGUGUGUGUGCGUGUGUGUGUGUGU
Salpingoeca rosetta is the source of this 3169-nucleotide messenger RNA. RefSeq lists its product as uncharacterized. Gene Ontology annotation, cellular component: HOPS complex; endosome. The record is from RefSeq and is a predicted model, not a curated record. Gene Ontology annotation, biological process: endosome organization; vesicle-mediated transport; intracellular protein transport. The transcript is spliced from 21 exons. Gene Ontology annotation, molecular function: protein binding; protein-macromolecule adaptor activity. The coding region runs from base 69 to 3041 and encodes 990 amino acids. Lineage: Eukaryota; Choanoflagellata; Craspedida; Salpingoecidae.